Funneliformis geosporum is the source of this 157-nucleotide messenger RNA. The record is from the annotation of a GenBank genome assembly. Lineage: Eukaryota; Fungi; Glomeromycota; Glomeromycetes; Glomerales; Glomeraceae.
CAAAACGAUGUGUAUUUAUAACAAUGACGGUAUUUCCUUAAACACAUCAAGUACAAAAUUAAAUAACGAUGACAUAAAAGGCCUGAAUGAACAUCUGACAGUUAGGUCCGAAAUGCCAGAACCAGAUGCACGGAAUUUGAUCCGUCGAGUUAAUUAG